AUGGAGGCGGGGAGGCCAGCCACAGCACAGCACACCACACUGUCCAUUAACUAUCCACUAUCCCUCAAACACCCUCUCAUCCAGGUGGUCACACCCGCCAGUGGGCGGUGCAGGCGGUGGGGGUGCUGGACGGGCAUGGGGGAGGCGAGGCCAGCCAGCUCGCCGCCUCGUGUCUCCUUCCCUCCCUGCGCGCCAGACUCUCCGCCCUGCCUCAUUCCUCCAGCUAUUCACCACCCCACCCCACCCAUUAGCAAUCUACUAUUCUCCAAACCAUGGGCGGUGCAGGCGGUGGGGGUGCUGGACGGGCACGGGGGAGGCGAGGCCAGCCAUACCAAACCAUUUGUUGACUAUCUGCCAUCCUCCAAUCAUUUCUCACCCUCCAUCCAGAUGGCUGCACCCGCCAGUGGGCGGUGCAGGCUGUGGGGGUGCUGGACGGGCACGGGGGAGGCGAGGCCAGCAGCAGCUGGACGAGAUCGUGGGAGGGAUGGUGAUGGGAGGGAUGGUGAUGGGAGGGAUAGGCGUGAGGAUGGGAGGGAUGGUUGUGAGGGCGUGGGAGGUGGCAAGAGGCGUGCGGGUUGUGCUGGCGAAGGGACAGCAGAGGAGAGAGGGAACUGCAAGGAGGAGGCGGAGGAGGGUGAGGAGACCGAGAUGGAGUGGGAGGAGCAGGAGAGAGCGAGAAAGCGGGUGCUUGAAGGAGUGUUAGCAGGCGCUCUAGAGGAUGUGGAUACGGAAUUCGCACAGCGCUCCAGUGUUGGCACUUUGGUCUGGCUCCACGGCUGCUGUGGCCCUCCUUGUCUACUACUGCUUGCUGCGCACUUCCCCAACCAUCCCACCCAUUUGCUCCCCACUUCCGUUUCCCUUGCUCACUAUCAUGCUCCCUCUCACAGGAGGCCCGCAAGCACCACUGGUGGUUUGGGUCCGCGGUUGCUGUGGCUCUCCUUGCCAUUCAACCUCAUCUGCCACCCUACUGUGUGCAAUGCAAUUCACUCCCCCUCACUAUCAUGCUCCCUCUCACAGGAGGCUCGCAAGCACCGCUGGUGGUCCGGCUCCACGGCUGCUGUGGCCCUCCUUGUCUUCCACCGCCUGCUGCCCUCGCCUCCUUGCUGCCACCCCCACCACACAUGCCCUACUCUCAACGACAACCCCACCUGCUACCAGCACUCGUGCUCUCCUGAUCCAUGCAGUGUCAGCCAAGAACAUGCGGCAGUCACAUGCGGCAGCUCCCACUCGAUUUCAUGCAGUGUCAGCCAAGAACAUGAAACUGAGUGGGAGCUGCCGCACGUGGCUUCUGAGUCGACUCACAAGCCACCCAGCCACCACCAGCACUCAUGCUCUCCUGAUGCACGCACAGCUGUCCAAGAAGAUGAAACCGAGUGGGAGCUGCUGCACAUGACAGUGGCCAAUAUAGGGGACUCUAAGGUUCUAGUCUGUGGCAAGGGGGAAAGGCAUGGUGGGUGGGUGGUGGGGGGCCGCGAGAGGCAUACAAGUGCAGCAGGGGAGGAGAAGCAGAUGAGUCCAGAACGACGAGGUGUGAAAGAGGGUGUGCUGUACGGGAAUGUUAAGGAGCAGGGUGUGUUGGCGACCAGUGAUGGGAUGAUGAGGCAUGUCCAGGACCCGGACUCCAAGGCACAUGCCAUUGCUGCAGCAGCAGGGGUCCAUGAGUGGACGUGGCCGAUAAGCGGUGCUAUGGACAGGGGCAGGCAGCCUGUUUCGGUGUUCUAUUCGUCCUACCCACGCCCACUAUUCCCACCUCGCUCACAUUCAUCUCCCCAUCCGCCCCUUACAACAUCUCCCUCUCCUGCCGCAUCCUCCUUUCCGCUCCCUCUGACAUCAGAGCCUCGUCGCUCACAUUCAUUUUCCCAUCCGCCCCUUGCAUUUUCUCCCUCUCCUUCUACGCUCCCUCUAACAUCAGAGCUUCGUCGCUUGGCGGUUCUGCAGAGACGGAAGCAGCGCCUUCGCGAGCAGCAGAGGCGACAUGCGCUGGUGAAGUACAAACCGCAGGAGCAGCAGAUGCAGAGGCAGCAGCAGCAGCAGCAGCAGCAGCAGCAGCACGAGCAACAGAAGCAGCAAAGGCAGGCGUUACCCAUGCUCCACGAGCAGCAACAGCAACAGCAGGAGAAGCAGCAGCAGGAGAAGCAGCAGCAGGAGAAGCAGCAGCAGGAGAAGCAGCGGCUGGAGAAGCAGCAGCUGGAACGGGAGCGUUCUGCCUCAUUGUGCACGACAGAGCUGACUGACGACCACAGGGCGGACAGAGAGGAUGAGAGGAGGCGCGUGGAGGCGAUGGGGGGGAGAGUGGAGGAGCGGGGCGGGGUGGCGCGCGUGCAAGGCGAGCUGGCUGUGACUCGCGCCCUUGGGGACCUGCAGUACCGCCCGUGGGUGGUGCCCACGCCUGAGAUCACUGAAUGGCUGGUUAGGCGUGAAACGUCCAGGCGUGGGGCAAGGGGGGCAUGUGUGGGAGGUUGCGGGGUGGAUGGGAAGAGGAUUGGGUGGGUGGUGAAGGAAAAGGAUGCAGCAAGGGAGGAGUCGAGGCCGGAGGGAAAUGAGGAGAGGGGGGGUUUGGGUGAAGAGUGUGCUCAGGUUACGAAUGGGAGUAGAGCAGUGGAAGGGCGAGAAGGUCAAGCUCAAGAAGCGCAAGCAGGACGAGCAGGUUUGGAGGGACGUAAUGGAAAGGAGCAUGUAGUGAGCGAUAAGGAGGGAGCAGAAGCGGAGGAGGCUGAGGAGGGCGAGGAGGUUGAGGAGGGCGAGGAGGUUGAGGAGGAGGAGGAAGAGGAGGAAGAGGAGUUCCUGAUUGUGGCAACAGAUGGUGUCUUUGAGCGAUUGAAACCGUGCCAGGUGUGCGGCAUAGUGGGCAGGGCGAGACGGGCCCAGAGGGGGAAGGAGAGACGGAGAUUGGGGGGGAUAGGGGCGAGCAAGGAGCGACCUGGCAGAAGGAGGAGGAGUGGGAGAAGCACUGGUAGGGAUGAUGGUGAUGAUGGUGGGGGUUGUGAUGGUGAUGAUGCUGGUGAUUGCAAUGGGGAUGACGAGGGGGAGGAAGAAGACGCAGAGGAGGAGGAGGAUGAGGAGGAUUGGGUGCUUGACAGUGCGGCUGCUGCUGCAUCUGGCGGUGGGAGUGAGAGCACAGAGGGGUCGCUGCUCCAGGCCAUUCCUCUGUCGAUAGGGCAGCAGGAAGGGGAAGAGCAUGGAGCUCUUGCUGUGGUGAGUGGGAAAGGGCAGUCAAUAGUGCCUGAGGGGGCACAGGAGAGUGCUCAGGGAAAAUCACAGCUGCCGGUGAAGCAGCAGGGGCACUUGGAAACGGCAAGGCAGCAGCAGCAGGGGAGGGAGCAGCAGCAGCAGAAGCAGUUGAUGGUGCAGCGGGGGCAGCUGCCGUACUGCCGGAUGCUACAGGGCGUGGAGCAGGGUCCCCUCAUGUGUGUGCACAGGGAUAGUGGAGAGGAAGGAUCACAACUGGCACUUGCCUGCUGGCCAGAGGGCCAGUGCAGUGCUGAGGGGAAGUGCAGUUUUGAGAGUAAGGCUGAGGGGGUAUGCAGUGGUGAAAGUGGGUGCAAGGUUAAGGGGGGAUGUACACGGGGAAGUGCAGUAGCGGCAAUUGCUGAUGGGGGGGCACAGCAGGUAGAGGGAGGGCAGGCGGUUGCAGUGAGUGAAAAGCAGCCCCAGGCGGUGCAGCAGCAGCAGCAGCAGCAGCAGCAGCAGCAGCAGGAGAAAGGGCAGGCACAGGGACAGGUGGCAGUGAGACGCGAGAGUGGAUUGGUGGAGGCGAGGAGGUGGGAGGGAAGGGACCCUGCGAAGGUGUGUUGGGAGGAGAGUGGUGAGAGGAGAGCAGUGGUUGAGCUGGCAGAGAGGAUCACUCGAGAGGCCAUCAAACGAGGCACUCUGGAUAACGUGGCUGCUGUCCCGCAGAGCAGUCAACCUCUGAUGCCACCCGCCACUACCUCUGCAUCCUUGCCUCCCAAGAACCUUGCUUCGAUCUCUCACGGUCCUGGAUCUCCAGAGCCUUCUUCUGUCUCUCACCGUCCGCAUUCUCGACUCCUUGCACUGCAAGCAAGGCCCUCAGCUUCUGAGGCGCCUCAAAACUCGUCUCCACACCUCGCCUUGCAAACAAGUUCCUCCACAGCUCCAUUAUUGGUGGUGCCAGUGCAGCAGCAGGAGCCCACUCUGCCCUCUGAGGCACCUUCACAGCAUGCGAAUGCAAACCACCCAGCAGCAUCCAGCAUCAUCCCCACCGCUCAUUGCUACGAGCUGCUCAAGCCCCUUCCGGUUGCUGCUGCUGCGUCUCGCCCCUCCCUGGUGCCUCUUCGGCGUGACCGCGCCUGGCAGAAGUCUCCUCAGUACCUCGAUGCUGGUCCCAGAACAGGGCGUGUUAGGGAGGCUCAGCAUAGCCCAGCCCUUCCUGCUGCUGAUGCUGCUGCGUCUCGCCCCUCCCUUGUGCCUCUUUGGCGUGACCGCGCCUGGCAGAAGCCUCCUCAGUACCUCGAUGCUGGUCCCAGAACAGGGCAUGUUACAGAGGCUCAGUAUGGCCCUGCCCUACCUGCUGCCUCCUCCUCCCAUCCCAAACCUGUAGCAGGCAGUACUGCAGCGGCUGUGUCUGCUUCUGUUGUUCCAACCGUGAACAACCAGAAGAGCAGCAGCAGCAGCAGCAGCAGCAGCAGGGAUGGUGAUGGCUCGGUGCCGCUGCUCCUGCCAGGCCUCCCUCACAAGAGUGACACAUGGAUUGGAAAGGAGCGGGGAGGGAGAGAAACUUUGGUGGUUGGGGGACGGGUGGAGGAUAGGGGGGUGGUGAAUGAAGGGAGUGUCAAGAAGGUUAUCGAGGAAAAGGAGGAGAUGGGGGAGGGGGGUUUGAAGGAAGAGAGAGGUGUGGAAGGGGACGAAUGGGGGGAUGUACGUGCUACAGAAGAAUUUCGCCAGGGGGGGAUUCGGAGAGGUGUGGCUGGCUGUGAGGAGGGACCCUUGCCACCGGCCCUCCAGUUCCCGGCGGCCCUCCAGUUCCCGGCGGCCCUCCAGUUCCCGGCUGCCCUCCCGGCUGCCCUCCAGUUCCCGGCUGCCCUCCAGUUCCCGGCUGCCCUCCAGUUCCCGGCGGCCCUCCAGUUCCCGGCUGCCCUCCAGUUCCCGGCUGCCCUCCAGUUCCCGGCUGCCCUCCAGUUCCCGGCUGCCCUCCAGUUCCCGGCUGCCCUCCAGUUCCCGGCUGCCCUCCAGUUCCCGGCUGCCCUCCAGUUCCCGGCUGCCCUCCAGUUCCCGGCUGCCCUCCAGUUCCCGGCUGCCCUCCAGUUCCCGGCUGCCCUCCAGUUCCCGGCUGCCCUCCAGUUCCCGGCUGCCCUCCAGUUCCCGGCUGCCCUCCAGUUCCCGGCUGCCCUCCAGUUCCCGGCUGCCCUCCAGUUCCCGGCUGCCCUCCAGUUCCCGGCGGCCCUCCAGUUCCCGGCUGCCCUCCAGUUCCCGGCUGCCCUCCAGUUCCCGGCUGCCCUCCAGUUCCCGGCUGCCCUCCAGUUCCCGGCUGCCCUCCAGUUCCCGGCUGCCCUCCAGUUCCCGGCUGCCCUCCAGUUCCCGGCUGCCCUCCAGUUCCCGGCUGCCCUCCAGUUCCCGGCUGCCUGCACAUCCCCCACCCACUGCUGCGAAAGCAGCAGUGAGCUUGUGAGGGAACAUGAGGGAUUGCAGGAUUCAGAGUGGCAAGGAGAGGAACAGGUGGAGAGCGAGGAGGAGGAGGAGGAGGAGAAGGAGAGGGAAGGGUGGGAGGUGAAAGGGGAAGGGGAGGAGGUGAAAGAGGAAAGGGGGAAAGUGGAAGGGGAAGGGGAGGAGGAGGAAGAGGAGGAGGAGGAGGAACGGAAAGGGGAAGGGGAGGUGGGAGAGGAGGAAGAGGAGGAGAAGGAGGAAGAAGAGGUGGAAGCCCCACCACUGUUCGUGCUCAAGCGACUUCUGGCGGGGGAGGGGGCUCGACUGAGUGGGCUGCGAGAGAAGUACUUUGGGGAGAUGCUCCUCAACGCGACCAAUCUGGUGCUGCCACGUGGCACCCGUCGUCAUGGCAGAGGCAACAAGAUGGACAGUGCUAUUCGUGCCGCUGAAGUUCUUGCGGGCAACGUGGAUGGUGAUGUGGAUGCUGACGUGGAUGCUGACGUGGAUGCUGACGUGGAUGAUGAUGUGGGCGAUGACAUGGACAGCAACGUGGUGGAUGAUGUGGAAGAUGAACUGGUGGAUGCGAUGGGUCUGCAUCAUAUCGCACGCUACGUGGAAUCAUUCGAAACCACUAUUGCCAGUGGCGGCCUUGGCGCCGGUGGUAGCAGCGAUACCCCCACCAGCAACGCCAGUGACAGCGGUAGCAUUGAUAACUCCACCACCAGUGGUGAUGCUGAUGCUGACGUUGGCGCAGUUGGCAAUGAAGGGCGGAGAGAGGAGCAGCGGGAGGAGGCGAGCAAGGAGCAGAAGAAGGAUUUGUGGCUGGUGUUUGUGCACGAGGGGGUGUCGCUCUCUUCCCUGCUGUACUCGAGUGAUGCUGAUGGGGAGGGAGGCGAAGAGAAGGAGGAAAAAUCUGAGGAAGGAGGGCAGGAAUGGGAGGGAACGGAACAAGAGGGGGGAGAGAAAGGAGUCGGGGGAAACGAGAAGAGCGGGCAGCCGCAGGCGAGUGGGGAGCAUGUAAGUGGGCAGCAGCAGCAGGCAAAGAGCGGGCAGCACAGCAUGAUGAGGCCGUCAAGGUGGUGGCGAUGGCUGCGCUCCACAGAGGAGGGCGAGGAGACAGUGAGGAGCAUCCUGAGACAGACGGUAACACCUCCCGCUCCAUCUAAGACCUCCCUGUCCAGCGCAGAGGAAACAGAGCUCUACUCGCCUCCCGAAGUGCUGCUGCUGCCGCAGAGCCUCCCCAGUGCUGGAGAUCCAGGGGAAGGAGCGGACGCAUCCGGAGAAGCAGGGGCAGCAGCAGGGGGAGGUGCGACUGGGGGAGGCGCAUCUGGGGGAGGUGUUGACUGCACGAAGAACAGCUCCAGCAGCAGCUGCUUCCACAUCAACAGCCGCAUGCACUACGGCUACGACAUGUGGAGUGUGGGGGUGCUAAUGCUGGAGCUUCUCUUUGGCUCGCCGCACGUCUGGUCUCUCCCCCCUCGCACCCAGGCGCUGCUAGAUCGUUCCCUGCAAGCAGCCCAAUGGCCCGAGUCCACCCGGCGAACAGCCUUCCUCUUGCGUGCGUGGAUGGAGCUCUGCAUCUUCACGCCUGCAGUCUUUGAAGCGGCGCCAAGCGAGGGGGCUUCUGCAGCAGGGGAGGAGGAGGAGCCAUCUGUAGCAGCACACGAGGAUGCGCCGUUUGUAGCAGGGGAGAAGGAACGGCCAUCUGUAGCACAUAAAGAGGAGGGGACUCCUGUAGCUGGAGAAGAGGAGGGGGAGGUGAGGAAGGAGGAGGGUAUAGAGGCCGGGGGAGCCGUGAAGAGCAGGGGUGUGGGUGACUUACUGAGGCUGAGCCAGCCCCAUGUGGAGCAUGCCCAUCCCCAGGGAUGGUCUGUAGCUGGUGCCCACCCUCUGGGAGUGGCUGCAUCUAGCACAGCCAGUGACAAGGGCCGCACUGCUGAGAGCAGCAGCGGCAGCGGCAGCGGCAGUGGCGAAGAGGGCGAUGCCUACAGUGCGGCUGGAGAGGAGAGCGAGAUUAGGCAGGGCGAUGACCGGGUGCGUGGUGGUGGUACUGCUGCUUCUGGUAGCAGCAGCAGUGCUAGUGGCCGUGGCAGCAGCAACAGCAGAGGCAGCAGUAGCACAGACAGCAGCAGCAGCAGCAGCAGCAGCAGCAGCAGCAGCAGCAGCAGCAGCAGCAGCAGCAGCAGCAGCAGCACUGGUGGUGGUGGUGGCAGCAGCAGUGGUGCAGGGGGGUGGAGUGUGGUUGCGCCGUGGGAGUGCAGCGAAGCAAGCAUUGCCGCACAGCUGAAGUUGAGGGACCCGCUCAAGAAAGGGCUGCCCAGCAUUUGGGCCCUGCGACUGCUGAGGCGUCUGCUGCAAUGGUACCCUGGGGACCGGAUAACUGCGCGUGAGGCUCUGCAGCAUGCCUACUUUCGACAGGAAGCACCUC
Closterium sp. Naga37s-1 is the source of this 8029-nucleotide messenger RNA. Lineage: Eukaryota; Viridiplantae; Streptophyta; Zygnematophyceae; Desmidiales; Closteriaceae. The record is from the annotation of a GenBank genome assembly.